Ostertagia ostertagi is the source of this 612-nucleotide messenger RNA. The record is from the annotation of a GenBank genome assembly. NCBI's taxonomy places the organism in Eukaryota, Metazoa, Nematoda, Chromadorea, Rhabditida, Trichostrongylidae.
AUGAAACUACUUAUACUCCUCCUCUUUGCUGCUACAGCGGCUCAUGCAUGGGAAGAGAUUUUCCAUCCACCAUUCCUGAAGGGUCUCAGACGGACUGCUCGAGACGAGUACUAUAAAAUCCUUUUCAACAAAUCAUUGACAAUGGCUCAGCAGGAGAAGCGGAUCAUUGCCUGGGCAAAGAAACAUCACGUUGAGAGACAAGCACUCGCUUUCUUCACUAAGAAGGCGCAGCACAUGGAAGAAAUGACGCGGAAAUUCACGAUGCUGAUCAAUGAAUUGCCAAAAGCUGUCGCACAUCUGACCAAAAUAAUAGGGAACAAAAAACAGACGUUCCUAGAAAUGAUGAAGACCAUACACGAGUUGAAGGCCAAAAAUCCAGUGGUUUACAGAAUUCUGAAGUUUGCCAUGGAAGAGUUUAUGCAUGAGCAUGGUGCACACGACCAUCCUUUUCGUCUACCUGAUCCACCAUUCCCACCACAUGAUGGUCCUCUACCUUGGCACGGAACCUGGGCAAGCCAUAUGGGAGAGGAAGGAGGCCUCCAGGUGGAUGGCCCAAUGGGAGGACAAAUUGGUGGAUGCUCACGGUGGAUGGCCAAUGGGAGGAGAAAAUGA